CUGGCAACACUGCUUAUCAGUGCGAGGUGUGACUACGGCUAUGUGUUAAGAGAAACUAUUACAAAUAUCUUGCUCGAUCCAGAGAAGAAAAACUGAACUCGUAACUUAUCUUGCAGUUAAUUGAUAAAAAUCGCAGAUAUGUCGGAGCAGGAAGAAUCUAUUGCCUUAUUACUUAAUGAUAAUUCACCUAGCGAGUUUCUAAAAGUAUCAAAAUUACUGCUGUUUUGUUGUGAGGAUCUGAUGAAAAAUCCACAAACUUCACCGUACCGAUCCAUCAAGGUCGAAAGUAAUCUAUUUCAAGAUGAGUUUUUACCAUUUAACGGUGCCGUGCAAUGCCUUUUCAGUCUAGGAUACAGAGAAGGAAUUGAUAGUUUUGUUCUUCCUGAACCUAACUUAAAUACUUUACGUAAGUUUCGCAAUCAUUUAACUUCCAUGCGGCAGAAAUGUCUAAAAGAAUCUGAACAACUCUCUACUGAUGGUAAUCCUUCUGUAACAUCUCAUCUAGUUGAAAAAUCUUCCAAGGCUGUAUCAAACUCUCGUGAUGAAUUAAUGAAACAUUCAGAAUUUUUUUCUCGAUUAAAUUCUUCUGUUCACAUAGUGCUACUCUAUGAGGAUCCUGCUCUUCAACGAGAAGCAAUAAAAUGUGUUCCUGUUACAGAUCUUCAGAAUAAAGCUAAAGAGAAGUAUUCAAUGAUAGUAAAGCAAUCGGAAAUAACUGAUAUAAGCAUCCAAGAUUGUCUAUUAAUUGAAUUAUUGUUUUGGUUUAAGUUUAACUUUUUUACAUGGGUAGAUACAGUCAAAUGUAAGCAAUGCAGAAAUUACUGUGUACAAAAUGGAAUGUUUAGUCCAACUAAUGAAGACUUACAUUGGUUAGCUGACAGGAUAGAAAAGCAUACUUGUAAAAUCUGCAAUAUAUCUUACAGAUUUCCUCGUUACUCUCAUCCAAGACAGUUAUUAAUUACCAGAAGUGGAAGAUGUGGAGAAUGGGCCAAUUGUUUCACUUUUUUAUGUAGAGCUUUGGGAUUUGAUUCUCGGUUGAUUUCUGACUGGACUGAUCAUGCCUGGACGGAAGUAUACUCUGUUUCUCGUGCUCGAUGGAUUCAUUGUGAUCCCUGUGAAAAUGCUUGUGAUACACCUUUGGUAUACGAAUCUGGUUGGGGAAAAAAAAUAAACUAUAUUAUGGCAUUUUCUAAGGAUGAAGUGCAAGAUGUUACAUGGAGAUACACAGCUAAACCAAAAGAAGUAUUAUCAAGAAGAACUUUAUGUAAUGAAGAUUGGCUACUCCAACAAAUUUUUUUUUUUACUAACAAACUCCAAAACAGAUUCUCGAAGGAAAGAAAAACUGAAUUAUUACAUAGAAAAAUCAGAGAAUUAGUUGAGUUUCUUUCUACCCGUACUGCUAAAGAUGAAGAACUUAUUGGCAGAACAUCUGGUUCCUUAGAUUGGAGAUUGGCCAGAUCAGAAAUAAAACUGGAUAAUGCAAGCAAAAGUUUUGUAUUUUAUUUAGAAAAAUCUGAAGCAGAAAAAAGAUAUUUUCAUGUAAAAUAUUCAUCAGCCCUAGAUAAGUAUGUUCGUGUUUCAAAUCAAAAUGAAGAAACAUAUGGAUGGAAGAAUUGUGUAUAUGAAGAACAUAAUAUUUUUUAUAAGCAAGAACAUGAUUGGAAAAUGGUUUAUUUAGCAAGAACUAAGGGUUCACAAAAGGCAGAUGUUUCUUGGAAAUUUGAUUUUUGUGAUAAGUUUCUUGUGGAUACUAUCAUUUUACAAUGUGACUACACUUGCUUCGAAAAUGCUUCCGUAUCUGUCAGGAUUAUUACUGAUGAUAAAACUAUUUUAUUAAACAAAGUUUCAGGUGCUAUUUCAACUAGAAAAAUACAAGGUGUGUCCAAAUUUACCCUUUAUUGUAUCCUAGAAGGAGGUAAAGGAGAGAACGCUUGGCAACAUAGUCAGCUUUUUCGACAACCCAUGAACAGCAAAGAUUUCCCAUUUGAAAUACAAAUUUCAUUUUUAUGAAUAAAUUAUUUUAUAUAACUUUUAAUAUAUAUAUAUAUACACACACACACUACUGUAUGUGUAUUACAAUAAAAUGCAUCUAAUCUAACAAUUAAGUUUUUAAUUCUUUUAAUCUAAAAUAAGUUAGAAGUUCAAAUAGUAUUAAUCAGAUCUUAAAAAUACCUGAUGAUAUAAAAGGUGUGUGUAUAUAAAUGCUGUUGUACAAAUGACAUUUUUUAUUAAAAUAAGAAAUUAAAAAUAAUUACCUGAAUAAUUUAUAAUUUAAUUUUAAGUAUUGUUUUUAUCAAUAUGAUUUGAAACAGUUUCCUUUUUUUUUUAUCAUAGGUUAGGCUAGGUCCACAGUGGGGUGACAAUAUAGUUAGUAACAGAGUCUGAUAUAUUUGGGACAAACAGAACAUGAAAAAAUUUUUGAGAUUUCUGACCUGGACUUAAACCUGUGAUGCUUUUACUGCCUUGGCCAUCAAUGGCAUGAUAACUAGACAAAUUGUUUCUAUAAUAAUCAAUAUUAUUCCUUAUCAACAUUUGCCUUGUCAAGCAUCUGAUAAGAAUUAAUAAUUAUUGUAGAAACAAUUUCAAAAAUAAAUGACACAACACAGUUCCUGGAAUAAUGAUUAUAAUUAGUUUCUUUGGUGAUAUAUAUUCAUUUCAUUCUCAAGAGCUCAACAAGCUAAUAAACAGAGGGUGUGUUAUCCCAUGGUUUACCUAGUUUAGCAUUAUUUCUGUAUUUGAAAUUUUUAGUUAUUUUUUCAAAUGGAUAUACAGUUUUAUGCUUUAUAUACUGGUACUAAAGUUUGUAUUGUGAAUGCUUUUCUUCAUAAAUAAAUACGGAAGAAACAUUUUUAAUCUCUAUUACAGAAAAAAGAUUUAUCAACAAUACUAGUUAUAGAACUAAUAUCUAUACAGUAUAUAUAAAAUUGCUUGUCCUGACUGACUCAUUCACUCACUGAUUCAUCAUUGCCCAGAGCAAACCGCUGAACCUAGAGAUGAAAUUUGGUACACAGUUAGGGUACGACAU
Messenger RNA from Centruroides sculpturatus (bark scorpion), 3025 nucleotides. It is a transcript of the gene Pngl, whose product is annotated as peptide-N(4)-(N-acetyl-beta-glucosaminyl)asparagine amidase-like. The transcript has 5 exons. The record is from RefSeq and is a predicted model, not a curated record. NCBI's taxonomy places the organism in Eukaryota, Metazoa, Arthropoda, Arachnida, Scorpiones, Buthidae. Gene Ontology annotation, molecular function: peptide-N4-(N-acetyl-beta-glucosaminyl)asparagine amidase activity. Bases 139 to 2010 code for a protein of 623 amino acids. Gene Ontology annotation, cellular component: nucleus; cytoplasm; cytosol. Gene Ontology annotation, biological process: protein deglycosylation; glycoprotein catabolic process; protein quality control for misfolded or incompletely synthesized proteins.